Messenger RNA from Chanos chanos (milkfish), 3944 nucleotides. It is a transcript of the gene dhx9, whose product is annotated as DEAH (Asp-Glu-Ala-His) box helicase 9. Gene Ontology annotation, biological process: positive regulation of transcription by RNA polymerase II; regulation of mRNA processing. The transcript is spliced from 28 exons. Gene Ontology annotation, molecular function: ATP hydrolysis activity; 3'-5' DNA/RNA helicase activity; RNA helicase activity. Bases 107 to 3940 code for a protein of 1277 amino acids. The record is from RefSeq and is a predicted model, not a curated record. Lineage: Eukaryota; Metazoa; Chordata; Actinopteri; Gonorynchiformes; Chanidae. Gene Ontology annotation, cellular component: nucleolus; ribonucleoprotein complex; intracellular anatomical structure.
CACUGAUGUAACGUUUUUAUCUAAAAUAACAAUUUAGUGUCAGACUGUACAAGACCACGAAAGAUAUUUGCUCAGUCUAAGGGUCACGGGGAAACCAGGUAUAGAGAUGGCAGACAUCAAAAACUUCCUAUAUGCAUGGUGUGGAAAAAAGAAAUUAACACCCAACUAUGACAUUCGAGCAGCUGGAACUAAAAACAGGCAGAAGUUUAUGUGUGAGGUUCGUGUUGAAGGAUUCAACUACAUUGGAAUGGGAAACUCCACCAAUAAGAAGGAUGCCCAGACCAAUGCUGCCCGGGAUUUUGUCAAUUACCUGGUCCGAACUGGGGAGAUAAGCGCCAAUGAAGUCCCAGCUGCUGGGAUUGGUAGACCUGACAUGAGCAUUCCUGAUGGUUCUGGUUUUGAAGGUGGUGGUUCUGGAACUCCUCCACCAAACUGUCCUCUCCCUCCUCACCUGGCGGUUAAGACUGAACUCGGAGCUGGUUCUGGGCCUGUCGCGGGGGUGACUGGCAUGGGCUACUCUGGGAUCAACGCCAAUGCCCAGUGGGAACGUGGUGCCAACCUAAAGGACUAUUACUCCAGACGUGAGGAACAAGACGCGCAAGCGACGUUCGAGUCAGAGGAAGUUGACCUGAAUGCAGGUCUACAUGGCAACUGGACUUUGGAGAACGCCAAGGCCCGUCUUAAUCAGUUCUUCCAAAAGGAGAAAAACCAAACAGAUUACAAAUACAGCCAAGUGGGACCUGACCACAACAGGAGUUUCAUAGCUGAAAUGACACUCUUUGUCAGACAGCUGGGUAGAAAGAUCUUUGCGCGUGAACAUGGCUCCACUAAGAAACUGGCGGCUCAGUCGUGCGCUCUGUCUAUCAUCCGUCAGCUUUAUCAUCUGGGCGUGAUCGAGGCCUACACGGGACAGACCAAGAAAAAAGAGGGAGAGACUGUGGAGGUGUAUGAGGUGCAGCUGGUGAAUGAGCUCCAGCAGCAGUUGCAGAGUGUGGUGCAGGACCUGGGCAUCCAGAUCCCUCCACCUCCGCUGGAUCCCAGUGCUCCAGUGUCUCUGGUGCAGGGGAAGAUGGCCCACUUUGAGCCCUCUCAGAGACAGUGCACAGCGGGCGUCGUCCCCUGGUCCCCCCCUCAGGUUAACUGGAAUCCCUGGACUAGUUGUAACAUCGACGAAGGCCCGCUGGCAUACUGCACUCCAGAGCAGAUCAGCUGUGAUCUCCAACAUGAGCUCAGCUAUCAGCUAGAACAGGACAAAAACCUGCAGUUGGUGCUGGAGGAGAGAAACCAGCUGCCGGUGAAAAAAUUUGAAGAGGAGAUAUUGAACACGAUCAAGAACUGUCCAGUGGUGAUUAUCCGAGGGGCCACAGGCUGUGGAAAAACCACCCAGGUGCCCCAGUACAUCCUGGACCAGUUUAUUCAGAGCGGCAGGGCUGCCGACUGCAACAUUGUUGUCACUCAGCCGAGGCGGAUCAGCGCGGUGUCGGUGGCGGAGCGCGUGGCCUAUGAGAGAGGAGAGGAGGUGGGAAAAAGCUGCGGAUACAGCGUGCGCUUCGAGUCCGCCCUUCCCAGACCGCACGCCAGCGUCCUCUUCUGCACCGUCGGCGUCCUACUGAGGAAACUGGAAUCCGGAAUCCGAGGCAUAAGUCACGUGAUUGUUGACGAGAUUCACGAGAGGGACCUGAACACCGAUUUUCUCCUGGUGGUUUUGAGGGACGUGGUCCAGGCCUACCCUGAUGUUCGCGUCAUCCUCAUGUCGGCCACCAUCGAUACCACCAUGUUCAGAGAGUACUUCUUCAACUGUCCCAUCAUAGAAGUGUAUGGACGCACUUUCCCUGUCGAGGAAUAUUUCCUGGAAGACUGCAUUCAAAUGACGCAGUUUGUCCCUCCACCAAUGGACAAGAAGAAGAAGGACAAGGAUGAGGAAGGCGGGGACGAUGAUACCAACUGUAAUGUGAUCUGUGGGCCUGAGUACAAUGUAGAGACCAAACGCUCCAUGGCUCAGAUGAACGAGAAGGAGACUCCGUUUGAGCUGAUUGAAGCUCUGCUGAAAUACAUUGAGACGCUGCGAGUGGAGGGGGCUGUACUGGUCUUUCUGCCUGGAUGGAACCUCAUUUUCGCCAUGCAGAAACAUCUGGAGAUGAACCCUCAUUUUGGUAGUCAUCGUUACAGGAUCUUGCCUCUUCACUCUCAGAUCCCCAGAGAGGAGCAGAGAAGAGUGUUUGAGCCUGUACCUCAGAGUGUGACUAAGGUGAUCUUGUCUACAAACAUUGCUGAGACCAGCAUCACCAUUAACGAUGUUGUUUAUGUUAUUGACUCUUGCAAGCAGAAAGUGAAGCUGUUCACAUCUCAUAACAACAUGACUAACUAUGCCACAGUGUGGGCCUCUAAGACUAACCUGGAGCAGAGGAAGGGUCGAGCGGGGAGAGUUAGACCGGGCUUCUGCUUCCAUCUGUGCAGCCGAGCUCGCUUUGAAAGACUGGAAACACACAUGACCCCGGAGAUUUUCCGCACUCCGCUGCAUGAGGUGGCCCUCAGCAUUAAGCUGCUCAGACUGGGUGCGAUUGGCCAGUUCCUAGCCAAAGCCAUCGAGCCGCCUCCACUGGACGCUGUUAUUGAAGCUGAACACACACUCAGAGAGUUGGAUGCCCUGGACUGUAACGAUGAGCUGACCCCACUGGGGCGAAUCCUGGCCAGGCUGCCCAUUGAACCUCGGCUGGGGAAGAUGAUGAUCAUGGGGUGCAUCCUCUAUGUUGGUGAUGCCAUGUGUACCAUCGCAGCAGCCUCCUGUUUCCCUGAGCCCUUCAUCACGGAGGGCAAACGCUUGGGUUACGUUCACAGAAACUUUGCCGGCACACGCUUCUCUGACCACGUAGCUGUGCUCUCUGUUUUUCAGACCUGGGAUGAAGUCAGAAUGGGAGGCGAGGAUGCCGAGACCAGGUUCUGUGAGCAAAAACGGCUGAACAUGCCCACUCUAAGGAUGACCUGGGAGGCCAAGGUUCAGCUGAAGGAAAUUCUCAUCAACACAGGCUUCCCUGAAGAGUGCUUGCUGAAUCAGAUGUUUAAUAACGUGGGACCUGACAAUAACCUGGAUGUGGUGAUCUCCCUAAUUACCUUUGGCUCCUAUCCCAAUGUGUGUUACCAUAAAGAGAAGAGGAAGAUCUUGACCACAGAGGGGCGAAAUGCUCUCAUCCACAAAUCUUCUGUUAACUGUCCCUUCAGCAGCCAGGACAUGACGUACCCUUCACCGUUCUUUGUCUUUGGAGAGAAGAUCCGAACCCGAGCAAUCUCGGCCAAAGGCAUGACGCUGGUCAGCCCUCUACAGCUUAUUCUGUUUGCCUCCAAGAAAAUCGUCUCAAAUGGGGACAUCGUUGAGCUUGAUGACUGGCUCAAGCUCCGAAUCCCUCAUUAUGUUGCUGGUGGUGUGGCAGCUCUUAGGGCAGCUAUGGAGGCCUUGGUUGUUGAGGUAACUAAAGACCCAGAGUACAUUAAACAGAUGGAUCCAACCAACCAACGCAUGCUGCAAGUCAUACGGCUGGUUUCAAAGCCCUCUUCUGCAGGCAUCAACCUCCUGGCCAGUAACCCACGCUUCGGAGACGGCCCUCGGCCCCCAAAGGUGGGGCGGUUUGAUGGCGGAGGAGAUCGAGGCUUCAGAGGGCACGGAGGGUAUCAGGGUGGUGGAGGUUAUAGAGGUGGCAGUGGAGGUUAUAGAGGAGGGGGAGGCUACCAAGGAGGAGGAGGCUACCAAGGAGGAGGAAGAGGAGGAGGCUACUAUGGUGGUGGUGGUGGUGGUGGAGGAGGAUACAGAGGGUCUGGCGGUUACCGUGGCGGAGGUGGUUACGGGGGGUCGGGUGGGUACAGAGGAGGAGGGGGAUAUGGCAGAGGAGGAUAUGGAAGUGGGGGAGGUCGAGGUGGCUUCCGGGGGGGCUAUGGAGGUUUUUAGAUGU